This is a messenger RNA of Striga asiatica, 1056 nucleotides long. NCBI's taxonomy places the organism in Eukaryota, Viridiplantae, Streptophyta, Magnoliopsida, Lamiales, Orobanchaceae. The record is from the annotation of a GenBank genome assembly.
AUAAUAAUAAUAAAGUAAUAAUAAUAAUAAUUAAGCACGUGUUAGAAUAUGGGACGAGCACCUUGCUGCGAAAAAACGGGCCUCAAUCGAGGCAAAUGGACCGAGGAAGAAGACGAUAAGUUGAUCAACUACAUCAAAAUCAAUGGAGAAGGUUCUUGGAGAUCACUACCCAAGAAUGCCGGAUUGUUGAGGUGUGGGAAGAGUUGUAGACUAAGGUGGAUUAACUACUUGAGAGCAGAUUUGAAGAGAGGGAAUUUCACCACAGAUGAGGAGGAGACCAUUGUCAAGUUGCACAAAAGCUUGGGAAAUAGGUGGUCCUUGAUAGCCAGCUAUUUACCCGGUAGAACAGACAAUGAGAUAAAAAAUUACUGGAACUCACACUUAAGCCGUAGAAUUUACAGCUUCAGGUCCAUAGCCAACUCCCCCUCUCCUCUCUCCCCGGCUGACAUCAUCAAGAUGGCCAAAACAGCCAAGAAGAAGCCCACGGGCCGGCCCAUCCCUCCGAAACGCAGCAAAAACACGGCCCGCAAGCAGAAACGGGCCCCGGGCCAAGAACUCGGCCCGGCCCGAAUUAACAAAGUGACCACAAAUGUCGCGGGCCCGCCACAAAUGUCGAGGCCCGGCCCGAAAACGAGUUCCGGGCCGGAGGAGUCGGGCCCGGAUGCAGAGCAAAAGAGCGAAAGCCCGAUAAAAAGUUCGUCGAUCGAGGGCACGGAAGGAGGAGAAUGGGCCUUUGCCGCAUUUAUGGCAGAGGUUUCGGGCCCGUUAUGGGAGGAGGAGAUAGACGAGGAGGCAUUAAUGAACUUUGAGAAGUUUCUAGAAGAAAGUGAUGUCACGGUGGGACCGGAAGGAGGCAUUCUGCCUAUUAACGAUGAUGUCACGGAAAAAAACAUCGUGGCUUCAGAAAUCGAGAGCUUGUACGCGUGCUCGACGUCUCCCGUGGCUUCGUAUUUCGACGACCAAAUGUUUAGUUGGGAUGAUGGUGGAGAUGUGUUUGGGGACAUUGUUAGUAGUAUUUGGAGUGAGGAGGAAGAGGACAUUAGGAUUUGGUCAUAG